AUGAGGCAUGCCGCCGCUACGUUGCAGACGAGAUGCUGCCUGUGUUCAGCAAGCACCUUCCGCAAUGAAGCUUCCGCAGCGUAUCAGCUGCAAGCAAUACGGCAAUACUCAUGCAUGAAUUUGCAGGAAUGCAGUAUGAGUCUUCAACCAUGCCAAAGCUCAUGUUCAUCGAACAUGGCUGAUGCUGCGGCAGCCGCGCCCACUGCAUCAGCGCCCGGCGCUGCGACACCCGCUGCAGCUGCGCCUGCUGCCUCCGCAGUUCCUGCUGCAGCAGCCCCUACAGCCUCAGCUCCGGCAAGCACAGGUCAGCCUGCUGUUGGACAGGCCCAAGUUCUCCCAGGACAGCAGCCUUACGUGGCCCAGCCUGGCAUGAAUAUGUACGGCCAGCAAAACUACAUGGGAGGGGGCUACAUGGGUCAGGGUCAAUUCGGACAGCCUGGGUACCCCGGGCAGAUGGGCAUGCCCGGGCAGCCAGGCUACCCGGGACAGCCAGGUAUGCCUGGCCAACCAGGCAUGCCACCACAAGACAUGCAGCCUCAGUUCAACUUCCGCACCACAGUGCGAUGCUUCAUGGAGAUCGCCGCCAUUAUCCAAGGCUUCUCCCUAAUUCUGAUGAUGGGGAACGGGUGGGUCCAGGAGAUGGGCUCCAACGAGGAGCAGCCCCUUAGGCGCUUUGCCGUGUGGAUAGGCAGCUCUCUGCGUGGGAUCUUCUCCUCCUUGCUGCCCUUUCUGGCCAGUCGCAAGAACCGCUCCCUGGACGAAAUCUGGGAGAUGGAGACGACUCCCAAACGGCCGACCAGAUGGUGGGUAGUUCUGGGUUGGAUCUACUUCGCUGCCUCCUUCCUUCAGGAAUGA
Messenger RNA from Symbiodinium natans, 855 nucleotides. NCBI's taxonomy places the organism in Eukaryota, Dinophyceae, Suessiales, Symbiodiniaceae. The record is from the annotation of a GenBank genome assembly.